Molecule: messenger RNA, 1574 nt
Organism: Sorex fumeus (smoky shrew)
Lineage: Eukaryota; Metazoa; Chordata; Mammalia; Eulipotyphla; Soricidae
Gene: RASSF9
Product: Ras association domain family member 9
Exons: 3
Coding region: 93-1400 (435 amino acids)
Biological process (GO): signal transduction
Source: RefSeq, a predicted model, not a curated record
GUGGGUGCCAAACGCCGCGGAGAGAGACACAAUCCCCAUGCCCAGAUAGCUUGGAGAUCCUGCCCCAGCCCUUUGCCACAGCCCGGAGGACCAUGGCUCCCUUUGGAAGAAACUUGUUGAAGACUCGACAAAAAAGCAGAUCCCCAACUAAAGAGAUGGAUUCAGAAGAGAAGGAAAUUGUGGUUUGGGUUUGCCAAGAAGAAAAGAUUGUCUGUGGGUUAACUAAACGCACCACCUCUGCUGAUGUCAUCAAGGCUUUGCUUGAGGAACAUGAGACUACAUUCGGAGAGAAACGGUUUCUUCUAGGGAAGCCCAGUGAUUACUGCAUCAUAGAAAAGUGGAGAGGAUCAGAGCGUGCUCUUCCUCCACUAACUAGAAUACUGAAGCUUUGGAAGGCAUGGGGUGAUGAGCAGCCUAAUAUGCAGUUUGUUUUGGUUAAAGCAGAUGCUUUUCUUCCAGUUCCUUUGUGGAGAACAGCAGAAGCCAAACUGGUGCAAAAUACAGAAAAGUCGUGGGAACUCAGCCCAGCAAAUUAUAUGAAGACAUUGCCACCAGAUAAACAAAAGAGAAUAGUCAGAAAAACUUUCCGGAAACUGGCUAAAAUUAAGCAGGACACAGCUUCCCAGGACCGAGAUAGUAUGGAAACAUUAGUUCACCUGAUUAUCUCCCAAGACCAUACCAUUCAUCAGCAAGUCAAGAGGAUGAAAGAACUGGAUCUGGAAAUUGAAAAGUGUGAAGCGAAGUUCCAUCUUGAUCGUGUAGAAAAUGAUGGGGAAAAUUAUGUCCAGGAUGCCUACUUAAUGCCCAGUUUUAGCGAACUUGAGCAAAAGCUAGACUUUCAUCCUGAUGAAAACCAGAUUCCCGAGGAACUAAGUGAGAAUGAUGGGAUUUCACAGCUAGAAGAAAGACUCACAUAUUACAGAAUGCUCAUUGACAAGCUCUCUGCUGAAAUAGAAAAAGAGGUACAAAGUGUUUGUAUGGAGAUAAACGAAGAUGAAAAAGGGGCAGCUGCAAGUGAACUUGAAGACUCUAACCUAGAAAGUGUUAAGUGUGAUUUGGAGAAAAGCAUGAAAGCUGGCUUAAAAAUCCAUUCUCACUUGAGUGGCAUCCAGAAAGAGAUUAAAUACAGUGACUCAUUGCUUCAGAUGAAAGCAAAAGAGUAUGAACUUCUAGCCAAGGAAUUCAGUUCUUUUCAUAUUAGCAACAAAGAUGGGUGCCAGGUAAAAGAAAAUCAGGGGAAGGAAUCAGAGGUUUCCAACAGCAGUGAAGAAGUUGCUCCCUUUACUCAAAGAGUAUUUCACAUGUACACAAAUGACACAGACUCAGAUACGGGCAUCAGCUCGAACCACAGUCAGGACUCAGAAAUCAAUGCAGGAGAUGUGGUGCUCAUGUCAACAUAACUUGCAUGGCUUCUUGCUGAUCUAUUGUAAUGCUUAGUUUGUUUAAUUUAAUAGGAUGGUUUCAUUUUAAAUACUCCAUGCUGGAGAAAAGAAAAAAAACUCAGUGGUUUAAUAAAGCGUAGACUUGUAUAAGUUGGUUUUUGAUUAGAGCUUUCCACUGUGAUCUAAAUGUUA